Messenger RNA from Labeo rohita (rohu), 927 nucleotides. RefSeq names its product hepatocyte cell adhesion molecule-like. NCBI's taxonomy places the organism in Eukaryota, Metazoa, Chordata, Actinopteri, Cypriniformes, Cyprinidae. The record is from RefSeq and is a predicted model, not a curated record. The transcript is spliced from 5 exons. Bases 111 to 917 code for a protein of 268 amino acids.
UAAACUGCUGCUGUUUAUGUGUAAGUGAAAGGCAUUUCACAUAAAAACCAUCAAAAGGUAUUACUUUAAACCUGGACAGACCAUAAAUGUUUUAAAUACACUGAAGAAAAAUGCAUGUCAGUAAUCGAUUUGCUUUGAUUCAGCUGAUUUUAUGUGGCACGUUUGGUGUUGAGACAGAUGAAAUCAAGACCAUAUCAGUGAUGACGGGAGAUUCUGUAGUAUUACAUACUGGUGUUAGUGAGAUUAACAGAGAAAAGCAGAUACUCUGGCUGUUUGGACCUGACAAUCCAGACACUCUCAUUGCUGAAAUAUAUAAGCUGAGUCUCUCUACAUUUGACAGUUAUAAGGGACUUAAAGACAGACUGCAGAUGGACCAGCAGACAGGAUCUCUCACCAUCAGAAACAUCACAACUAGUCACUCUGGGUUCUAUACGGCACAGAUUAUGAACGCGAUGACCAUAUUUAAAAAAUUCUGUGUUAUCGUUUAUGCACCUGUCUCAUUGCCAGUCAUUGAGAGCAGCUCACUGGUCAGCAAGUGUCAGAAAACUGUGAUGUGUUCAGCUGAGAAUGGACCGGGAGUCUCUCUGUCAUGGUAUACAGGGAAAGAAAGACUGAAUCAGACCAGCAGUCCUGACCUCAACAUCACUCUGUCUCUCCCGCUGGAGAUAAAAGAGAGAAACAAUGAUGUGUAUCAUUGUGUGGCUGCUAAUCCUGUCAGCAACAAGACCACACAAUUCAUCUUUCAGGAACACUGUCCACAAUAUACAGAUUCCAGUCAUUUCUGUGGUUUUACUGAAGCUGUGAUCCGAUUGGUUAUCUCUGCUCUGAUGGGAGUGGCUACCUUUGCUAUGCUGUUUUAUGAUGUCAGAUCUGGAAAGAAAUCAACGACAGCCCAUAAAUGUCCCAGUGAAAUGUAAAAUAAAUAAA